AUGGCGUGCACAUACGUCCUAAACUAUAUGGACAAAGUCGCUUUGUCCGAAGCCUCCAUAUUUGGCAUUAAAGAAGAUCUGAACCUCGUGGGACAACAGUAUAGCUGGUCAUCCUCAAUUUUCUACCUGGGCUACCUGGUCUGGCAAUAUCCCAGCUCUCUCUUGAUGCAGAAGCUUCCCAUUGGUCGGUACUUUGGCGUGAUGAUCUUCCUAUGGGGCCUCACCGCAUGCACAACGGCAUUCACAAAAGACUUUGCAACACUCUGCGUCAACCGCGUCUUUCUCGGUGUUUUCGAAUCCUGUAUGUCACCCAUUCUUACGAUCCUCAUCUCGCAGUACUGGACACGAGAGGAGCAGCCCCUUCGCACAUCGCUAUGGUGGUCCGCCAGCGCUGUCGGUGCUUUCAUGGCCGAUGCCAUAACAUACGGCCUCUCGGGUAAAGAUCAUUCGGGCUCUAAGUAUGCCGUCUGGCAAGUCAUUUACCUCGUCUUCGGGCCGAUGACAAUGUUUUGGGGCGUUGUUGUCUUUUUUGGUGUCCCGGCGUCACCUCUGACCGCAUGGUUCUUCAGCAAGAGGGAGCGGGAUAUCGCUACUGAUAGGGUCUUGAAAAAUCACACCGGCAUUAAAAACACUGAGUAUAAAUGGAACCAGGUCCGGGAAUGCCUGAUGGAUCCCCAGCCGUGGAUACUAGCGAUACACGCCUUUCUUCAAUGCCUGCAGGGAGGCGGUCUAACAUCGUUCUCUAAGAUCGUGUUGACCCAGACCCUCGGCUACUCGAGUCGCCAAGCCACUUUGAUGGGCAUGCCGUCCAACACCAUCCACCUCGUCUCGGUGGUCUUUGCUGGCUGGUUUUGCACUCGUUUCAAGAAUACUAGGUGCUACGUCAUGAUCGCAACGAACGUGAUUGUCUUGAUAGGAGCGGUGUUGGUGGACAACCUUCCACAAUCCAACCAUAAAGGUCGACUUGCGUCUUUCUACAUUAUCUAUGUGAAUACCGUCCCUUUCGGACUUGGCAUGAGCAUGCUCUCCUCGAAUAUCGCAGGAUUUACCAAGAAGUCCACCGCGAGCGUCAUGAUGUUCCUGGGCUACUGUCUUGGCCAAUUCACCGGCCCUCAAUUCUUCAUCACGCACGAGGCCCCACAGUUCCAGACUGCUUUCAAAGGCUUCUACUCCUCAGUCUCUGCCAUGAUUGGUUUGGAAAUCAUUUUGCUGGAUGAUUUAGAUCUUACGGAUUGGCAGCAAGGCUCGUUUAGGCAUCGCGGGAAGAGGAAGAGCACGCCAAGACAGCCGAGUGGUACAGAGAUGAGCCCGCAGACCCAGACGACCUUUUCAGUGGCCGAGACGGAUGCACCGGACUCAUUCGAACCAUCGUCACUCGCAAUGCUUGAUGCGGCGGCGAUGCCUUGGAUGGAUGGGAUAUUUGACUCGUAUCCAGACCAGCAAUGGGACUUGAGUCCGGACUCUACAAUACUGUACAAUGGAACUGCGCAAACUUGGCUCCCGCAAACGGAUUCGCCUGGCCAAAUCUCCGCUGACUUCAACGUGGGCAGCCUGUCCUCAAGUUCCCCUCAGACAGUCUCUGAUCGGGUCCUGGCACAGCACUAUACGCAAAACUUGGCGUCAAAAUACAGCUCCAAGGGCCAGACUUGGAACAAUCACACAUAUUUCUUUAAUCGCUUCAACUCGAGCCACUCGUUUGUGAUAUCGGCUCUCUACGCGUGGACAGCGGCUCACCUCCACUGUAAUGGGACAUUGGGCUCAGAGACUAGCGCUCUAGAACACUACGAAAAGAGUCUCGCAGCACUCGGGGAUCAAUUGGAUAUCCAUCUGGGGGUUAGGAGCGCGGAAAGAGAGCUUAGCCAGACUUGGCCCCAGCUUAUCACCCGAGAUGAUGACCUGGAUGCCGUCUCAGUGACGCUGUACUUCCUUGCCUGGACAGAUCUUCUUCUCUCGAGAAGAGCCUAUCUUAAGCGCAUGCUGAGUCUCGAGGCUUGUCUUCUGGGAAGUCGAGACCACGGUGAUCAAUCGCAGUCAGUUUACGGCAGGAUGGCUGUGUGGUUCUGCUUCCUCGAUGCUCGCGCGGCUCUGUUUUCCCAAGGUGAUGAUCGUAUCAUCCAGUGUCUGGGCAACGACUUGGGACUUAUGUUUGCUGUGGAUAGGUCCUAUAACUUUUUGCAGCAAGAAUACACUCUACUGUACCCGAAUGAAGAGCGACGAUGGGAUGAGGCUCAUAGGCCCCUGGCCCAGAGCUGCACGACAGACAAAAGCCAGGAAACAAAUACUCAAGCUUCACUUAGCGAUAUAGAACAGGAUCUCGCCACCAUUAGCGAGGAGAAAGCUGCAGAAAACAAAGUGCUAUCCAUUUACCUCACUGCAAACGCCCUCUUCCACGCAGUACAUAUCUACGCCUCCAGAGUCUACCGACCAACGGACGCAGCCUAUGCAGACACGCCGCACGCCGAGGAUAUCAUAGGCAUCACUCGCCGCUUCUACAAUAAGCUGAAGCGGCCGAGAACAGAAGCGCCGCCGACCAAGAUAUGGCCCAUCCCACUCAUCAUGGCAGCGAUUGAGGCAAAGGACCCUAUCUACAGAGACUGGGCGCUCCAGCUUAUCAAAAACUGCUCUCAGGCUGGAAAACAUUAUGUCAACGCCUGUGCUUUUGUCGAAAAGCACAUUGUCGUCGAAGGCACGCCCUAUGAAAGAGGACUUUCGCAUGGAAGACAGGUGGCUGACAAGGUCCGUGCCAACAUCGAGUAUUACAAGCUUCCAGGCAAGCUCCCGCAUUGGUCCAUCUCCUCCAAAAUCAUCGAGACCGUCUACCUCCCAGCCUUUGAGAAAUCCUACCCCACAGGCCUCGAAGAGAUCAGAGGAAUCGCAGAUGGAGCAGGUGUUACGAUCGAAGAGGUCAUCAUGCUUAAUGCUCGAUACGACCUUGGCAGAUGCAUGUAUCGACUCCAAGAUGGUGGCAAGACUCCACAGGAGCUUAACGGGCACGAUGAAUGCACGAGCGGAUUCUUCCCUCCCGAAGCAGUGGCAUCUGGUCGGGCUUUGGCUGUGCACAACUGGGACAUGUCCAGCCAUCUUUAUAACCAGGACCUCAUUAUCUACCUCGAGGUACACCCAGACCCGUCUGAGGACCGACCUUCUAUGUUUAUUCUCACUGAGGCUGGGCAGCUGAUCCGCAGUGGGAUGAACUCGGCCGGUAUGUCGGUUACUGCAAACUCGCUGCUAUCAAGCGAAGACUACGUGCCCAUCUCGCAUACCGACCAGAACGGAGUUUACCAUGAGAUCAAGAACCCCAAGCCUGUUCUCCCACUCUCAGUAGCAAGACGCGUCUUCCUUGAGUAUAGCAACUACGCCGAGGGCUUGGUGGCAAUUAACGCCUUCCCCCGCCACGUCUCAGGGAACCUACAUGUCUCGACAGCCGAAGGGUUCGCGAUGGCUAUGGAGGUCGCCCCAAGCCGCGUGUACAAGUUCUACGGAAAUAUUGAUGAUAACUACCUCAUACACAGCAAUCACUUCCUCAGUCCAGAAUUUCUGGGUCGUGAUGAUGUUUUUGAUCGUUCUCCUGGUGGGAGCACCUGGUUCAGAUGCUUACGAGCCGAGAAGGGAGUAAGAACAGAUUGUGCAGCGGGGAGAUUGACGCCGGAAAAGAUCAGGACGGCUUUUUCGGACCACCUGGCGUAUCCUGAGAGUUUGUGCAAUCAUCCGAAUCUCAAUCAGAAGAACACGCCGAGCGCUGUAUUGACUGGGUAUACAUCCAAGCAGAACAUGACUGUCGCUUUCGUCAUUUAUGAUCUGGUGGAACGGGCAAUCACUGUCUGCAAGGGGCCUCCUUGUGAGGGCGUGCUGCAAAAGUUCAAACUUCAGGAGAGGCGAUCGUUGAAGCAUUGA
Fusarium oxysporum Fo47 is the source of this 3894-nucleotide messenger RNA. RefSeq lists its product as uncharacterized. Bases 1 to 3894 code for a protein of 1297 amino acids. The transcript has 15 exons. Lineage: Eukaryota; Fungi; Ascomycota; Sordariomycetes; Hypocreales; Nectriaceae. Gene Ontology annotation, molecular function: dipeptide transmembrane transporter activity; allantoate transmembrane transporter activity. The record is from RefSeq and is a predicted model, not a curated record. Gene Ontology annotation, cellular component: plasma membrane. Gene Ontology annotation, biological process: dipeptide transport; tripeptide transport; transmembrane transport.